AAAUAUCUUUUGGGUACUGUACUUCUUCUUGAGAUACAUUAGUGCAUUCCUAAAAGUAUUUCUGUUUAAAAUGGUUACGAAUAGUAGGAUUUUCAUUAUAUUUGCACUUCUGCUUGCUGUUGUUCUUUUCAUCUCUUCUGAGGUGGCUGCUAAGGACUUAUCCAAGAAAACAGAAGAGACAUUAAAUGAAAAUGGAGCAGAAGAUGCAAAGUACCACGGUGGACGAGGCGGUGGUGACCACGGUGGACGUGGAGGAUAUGACCACGGUGGACGUGGAGGUGGCGGAGGAGGAUAUGACCAUGGUGGACGAGGUGGCCGUGGUGGUGGGCAUAACUGUCGUCAUGGUUGCUGUGAUCGUGGUGGAUACUAUAAGGGUGGCUGCAAUAACUGUUGCUACUCCGCUGCCCAAGCCAGAGCUUUUGAAGCUUCUGUUGCCGCUGAAGUUAACGGACCUCAAAACUAAGUAGUCUAGACGGUAGAGUUAACAUGAAUGUGUAUGUACUGUGUAUAACUCUACCGAAUUAGUAGCACUAGUCCACUAUAGCUAGCAAAUAUAUAUGUAUCAGCAGGUGCUCGUAGAGACACAAAUACAUAUUUGUAUGUCCACCGGUAAAAGUGUUUACUUAUCCUGGUGAAUAAAUAAAUGACGAACAUUACUUAUGAGAA
Messenger RNA from Papaver somniferum (opium poppy), 666 nucleotides. Its product is annotated as cold and drought-regulated protein CORA-like. Bases 71 to 463 code for a protein of 130 amino acids. The transcript is spliced from 2 exons. Lineage: Eukaryota; Viridiplantae; Streptophyta; Magnoliopsida; Ranunculales; Papaveraceae. The record is from RefSeq and is a predicted model, not a curated record.